This is a messenger RNA of Nannizzia gypsea CBS 118893, 438 nucleotides long. RefSeq lists its product as hypothetical. The record is from RefSeq and is a predicted model, not a curated record. Bases 1 to 438 code for a protein of 145 amino acids. Lineage: Eukaryota; Fungi; Ascomycota; Eurotiomycetes; Onygenales; Arthrodermataceae. The transcript has 2 exons.
AUGUUGUCCUAUCGUCCACGACACCAGAUUGGGUGGAUCUGGCCUAAGGACCCUCAACCAGGCAACCCCCUCAAAUGGCCAAUGGGGAGAAGGUUGAUGGAUGUCCUCACCAAUAAAGGUCCGGAUAUGUUCAUCGGACGAAUCGACAGACGCGAUCCCACUCCACAUACACCUCGAUGGUCGAGAUGGUACGAUAUAUACGGCUAUGCGGGAGGUGGAGACGAGAAUAUGUUACCACCUGUCCUGCCAUUUUCUGACCGAAAGCUGCAGAGAUAUGACUUUCGAACGCGGAAAUAUCGGAAUGUAGAUGAAAAGUCUUGGAGUUUCGUGGAAUAUCCAGAUCCCGGCGAAACAAACAUCUGGGAUGCGAAUGGUAUAAAAUAUUCAUACCCCCAUUGGCAGCUCCAUUAUGGAGAGGGAGCUGGAAUCGCACAUUAG